AUGACAAAUCGUCUAGAGAACCCACUGAAAUCGCUCAAGGAGUGGUGGUUCAAUCGCCAGGACAACCGUCGGGAGCAAGAGCCCCUGAAAGAGUCUCGUGACCGCCUCCUCGUCGUUGCCACCCUCAUUGCAGCCGUCACCUUCCAGGCUGGAGUCAGCCCCCCCGGUGGCGUCUGGCAGGAAAGCUCCGGUGGCCACUUCCCAGGCCAGGCCAUCUAUGCCUCCCAGGCAGGACAGUUCUACGUGUUCCUGGUGUGCAACACACUCGUGCUUUCAUUCUCCAUCAACCUCAUCAUAUCCCUCACUUGCGGCAUGCCGUUCUUUCUCGAGGUCAUGCUGACCACCGGGUCGAUGGCCAUCACGUACGGCUCAGCGAUCUUUGCUGUCACUCCUAAGUCGCCCGACCAAUUCCGGUGUCUGCUCUUCACUGGCUUCGUGCCAUUCUUGUUGAGGCUGUUGAUCCAGAUGGGCAAGUGUUGCAACCCGAGGCGCAAGUAAUGCGUGUCGGAAAUUGGUCGAUGUUGGUCGAACGCAUAAUUAAUUUGAGAAAUAAUGAAAUGGUGAGACAGUUUGAUAAAUGUGUGCCAACAAACUUUCCACUUGAACGAUCUC
Messenger RNA from Syzygium oleosum, 612 nucleotides. RefSeq lists its product as uncharacterized. The coding region runs from base 1 to 498 and encodes 165 amino acids. The transcript has a single exon. NCBI's taxonomy places the organism in Eukaryota, Viridiplantae, Streptophyta, Magnoliopsida, Myrtales, Myrtaceae. The record is from RefSeq and is a predicted model, not a curated record.